AUGGGUUUCAAUUGCGUGCGUCUCACGUGGGCUACAGAGAUGUUCACAAAUAAGGCUUAUGCCAAUCUCACUGUCGCGCAAUCGCUUGAAAGGUGGAAUUUAGUGGCAGCCUCGUUUGGCAUGUCUCUCAACAAUCCUGAUUUGAUGAACAAAACGCUUAUUGAGACACAAAAGACUGUUAUUGAUGCGCUAGGCCACGAAAAUUUGAUGGUCAUUCUUGAUAACCAUGUUAGCUUCCCUAUAUGGUGUUGUGAUUGGAAUGACGGAAAUGGCUUCUUUAAAGAUCUUCAUUUUCAUCCUGUCGAAUGGGUUCAAGGCUUAUCUACUGUGGCUAAACUAUAUAAAGGAAACCCCACGGUUGUUGCCAUAAGCCUCAGGAAUGAGUUACGGGGUCCACGUCAGAACGAAUUUGAUUGGUACCAAUUCAUGGAAGAGGGUGCAACAGCAGUUCAUUUGGAGAAUGUAGACGUGUUGGUCAUUGUUUCAGGCUUAUCAUUCGAGACAGAUCUCACUUUCUUAAGGCAAAGGAAACUAAACUUCGGAGUUAAUGUGAACAACAAGCUAGUAUAUGAGGCACACUGGUACGCAUUUGCUGAUCCACCGGAAAAAUGGAUUUUUAGUACAAAUGAAUUCUGUGCAGAGAUCACGGAGUGGUUUAUGAGCCAAACAGGAUAUGUGAUAUACGAACGAAGCCCGACACCCAUUUUUCUAAGUGAGUUUGGGAAAGAUCAAAAUGGUGCAAGUGAAGCUGAGAACAGAUACUUCAUAUGUGUGAUGGCUCUUUUGGCUGAUAAAGAUCUUGAAUGGGCACUCUGGGCUAUGCAAGGGAGUUAUUAUCUUAGAGAAGGUCAAGUCGAAUGGGAAGAGCCUUACGGCAUGUAUAGUUUUGCUUGGGACAAAAUAAGAAAUUCUUCUAUACUACAGCUUAUGGAACUUAACCAGCAAAUGAUUCAAGAUCCUACGUCGGAGUAUGCAUCAUACUACGCAAUGUACCAUCCACAAACAGGGCGAUGCGUUUCUGUAAACAAAAACAAUGUUACCACAUCAUCUUGCCAUAGACUACAAAGGUGGGGUUUCGAAUACGAUGAAAAUGGCAGUAGGAUCACAUUAGUUGGCACCUCUGGCUGUUUAACAGUGGUAGCUGACAAGGCUCCGGUAAAGGUCACAGGAGACUGUUCGAGUCAGAAGAGUACGUGGAAAUUCGUAUCAAAAUCAAAAAUGCAUUUAGCUGCAAGAGAUGAGAAAGGAAUGGAUUUGUGCUUAGAAUGGGAUUCUUUAAAUUCAACAAUUGUGACUAACAAAUGUUUAUGCCUUGGGGAUGAUUUAGGAGAUCUUCCUUGGUGUUCUCAAAAUCCCCAGACGCAAUGGUUUAAGCUUAUUUUGACAAAUAAACACUACUGA
Messenger RNA from Daucus carota subsp. sativus, 1401 nucleotides. Its product is annotated as glycosyl hydrolase 5 family protein. Gene Ontology annotation, molecular function: hydrolase activity, hydrolyzing O-glycosyl compounds. The transcript is spliced from 3 exons. Bases 1 to 1401 code for a protein of 466 amino acids. NCBI's taxonomy places the organism in Eukaryota, Viridiplantae, Streptophyta, Magnoliopsida, Apiales, Apiaceae. The record is from RefSeq and is a predicted model, not a curated record.